Molecule: messenger RNA, 4779 nt
Organism: Dreissena polymorpha
Lineage: Eukaryota; Metazoa; Mollusca; Bivalvia; Myida; Dreissenidae
Product: coatomer subunit beta'-like
Exons: 25
Coding region: 89-3397 (1102 amino acids)
Biological process (GO): endoplasmic reticulum to Golgi vesicle-mediated transport; retrograde vesicle-mediated transport, Golgi to endoplasmic reticulum; intra-Golgi vesicle-mediated transport
Cellular component (GO): COPI vesicle coat
Molecular function (GO): structural molecule activity; protein binding
Source: RefSeq, a predicted model, not a curated record
UAACUUACUUCCUGUUGAGCAUGCGCACAGAUGAGGCCACGUAUUUUCGGCCAACAUAAACAAAUAUUGACAGUUAACUGAAGAAAAAAUGCCUUUAAGACUCGAUAUCAAGCGGAAACUGUCUGCUCGCUCGGACAGAGUGAAAACAGUGGAUCUGCAUCCAUCAGAACCAUGGAUGUUGGCUAGUCUUUAUAACGGAAAUGUUCAUAUUUGGAAUUUUGAGUCGCAGCAACUGAUCAAGUCAUUUGAAGUAUGUGACUUGCCUGUGAGGUGUGCCAGAUUUGUGGCCCGCAAGAACUGGAUUCUGACCGGAUCAGAUGACAUGCACGUGAGGGCGUACAACUACAACACCCUGGAGAGGGUCCACCAGUUUGAGGCACACUCUGACUACAUCCGCUGUAUUGCCGUCCACCCCACACAGCCAUUCUUUCUCACCAGCAGUGACGACAUGCUGAUCAAGCUGUGGGACUGGGACAAGAAGUGGACGUGCACACAGGUGUUUGAGGGUCACAGCCACUACGUGAUGCAGAUUGUCAUCAACCCUAAGGACAACAACACCUUCGCCAGUGCCUCACUGGACAGGACUGUUAAGGUAUGGCAGCUGGGCUCGGCGAAUCCCAAUUUCACCCUUGAGGGCCAUGAGAAGGGAGUGAACUGCAUCGACUAUUACAGCGGGGGAGAUAAGCCUUACCUGAUCUCGGGGGCUGAUGACAGACUCAUCAAGAUAUGGGACUACCAGAACAAGACGUGUGUGCAGACCCUGGAAGGCCAUGCACAGAACAUCUCAGCUGUAGCCUUCCAUCCUGAGUUGCCCAUCAUCAUGACCGGCUCUGAGGAUGGUACUGUGCGGAUAUGGCAUGCCAACACCUACAGGCUGGAAUCCACUCUGAACUAUGGCCUGGAGAGAGUGUGGACUAUAGCCUGCGCAAGAGGUUCCAACAAUGUAGCUCUUGGAUACGAUGAAGGAAGCAUUAUUAUCAAGCUGGGUAGAGAGGAGCCUGCCAUGUCGAUGGACUCGAGCGGGAAGAUUAUCUGGGCCAAGCACAGCGAGAUCCAGCAGGCAAACAUCAAGGCGAUGGGAGAACAGGAGGUCAAGGACGGGGAGAGGCUGUCCCUCGCUGUGAAGGACAUGGGAGCCUGUGAGAUCUACCCACAGAACAUCCAGCAUAACCCCAAUGGAAGGUUUGUGUGUGUGUGCGGUGACGGUGAGUACAUCAUCUACACAGCAAUGGCCCUACGUAACAAGAGCUUUGGGUCUGCCCAGGAGUUUGUAUGGAGCAAUGACUCAUCAGUGUACGCCAUACGGGAGGGCAACAGCAUGGUGAAGAUCUUCAAGAACUUCAAGGAACUCAAGACAUUCAAGCCAGACUUUGGAUGUGAAGGUAUCCAUGGAGGUAACAUGCUGGGUGUGAGGUCAGUGAGCGGUCUGGCCUUCUACGACUGGGAGACCACGGACCUUGUGCGACGGAUAGAAAUCUCACCUAAAAAUACUAAGUGGCUCGGGCUCUACGAUUGGCUGCACUAUGUCCCCAGUGAGAAAAACGCAGAAGGGUUCAUGAUUUGUUCAAUAUACUGGAGUGAGAACGGAGAGUUGGUGUGCAUCUCUACAGAGGAGUCCUUCUUCAUUCUCAAGUAUCGCCAGGAGGCUGUAGACCAGGCGAAAAACGACAAGGAACUUGUAACAGAGGAUGGCAUUGAGGAGGCUUUUGACGUUGUUGGUGAGAUCGAGGAAGUAGUGAAGACAGGAGUGUGGGUGGGGGAUUGCUUCAUCUACACCAACAGUGUCAACAGACUGAACUACUAUGUGGGUGGAGAGAUAGUCACUAUAGCCCAUCUAGACAGAGUGAUGUACAUUCUGGGCUACAUCCCCAAGGACAAUCGUCUCUACCUGGGUGACAAGGAGCUCAACGUGAUCAGCUUCUCUCUCCUGCUCUCGGUGCUCGAGUACCAGACUGCCGUGAUGAGGCAGGACUUUGAGACCGCAGACAAGGUGCUGCCCACUGUGCCGCGCGAACACCGGACACGUGUUGCUCACUUCCUUGAGAAACAGGGCUUCAAAUCUCAGGCGCUGGCAGUGACCUGUGACCCGGAGCACAAGUUUGAGUUGUCUGUGCAGCUGGGCGACCUCAAGAUUGCCUACCAGAUUGCUAAAGAACUAGAGGGAGAACACAAGUGGAAGCAACUAGCUGAGAUGGCCAUACAGAAGUGUGAGUUUGGCCUGGCAUUGGAGUGUCUGCACCAGGCGCAGGACUUUGGGGGGCUCUUGUUGCUAGCCAGCUCAGCGGGGAAUGCAGAAAUGUUGGCGAAACUUGGCGACUCUGCUGAGAAGGCGGGUCAUAAUAACGUGGCGUUCCUGUCGCAUUUUGUGCUAGGAAGACUGGAGAAUGCCCUAGAAGUGUUGGUAAACACUGGCAGGCUUCCUGAGGCAGCUUUCUUUGCCAGAACUUACCUGCCCAGUCAAGUAUCCAGGGUGGUAAAGCUGUGGCGGGAGUCCCUGGGGAACAUGAAGGCUGCAAGCUCCCUGGCCGACCCCCGGGAGUAUGAGAACCUGUUCCCAGGCUUCAAUGACACGGUCAAGUGUGAACAGUACCUCAAACCACAGAGGAUGAGACGGUACCCGGCCAGGACCUACCCACAGGCACCGGCCAAUGUGGAACGUCGCCCACUUGAAGAGAUGGCAGCUGCAGAAGAGAAGGGAGCCUUCAGUUACCAGCCUCCAAGGACUGAUGAUGAUGAUGAGGAGGAGGAGCAGUUUCAAGAGGCAGCUGAGUCACAGCCUGCAAGAACACAGGAUCCCGAUAUAGACUGGAACUCAAAACCAUCAGAAGAGGAUAUUACGUCUGGACAGAAAUCAAGUGAACCAGUCCCAGAACUUAACAUAGAAGCUGAGCACAUCAAUGUUACCAAGCCUGCCCAUUUAUCUCAGAUGACUUGGAAGCCUUCCUGUGCCAUGAGUCCAGACUGGGACUCCGAUAAUGACCCUGAGGAUGAGGGCCAAUCAAAAAGUUUUGAGGGUUAUUCAAAAAGUUCAGAAACUGAGCGUCAUUCAAGCAGUUUUAUUGAGGAGGGUUCCUUUAAAAGUUCAGCAAACGAGGGUUUUUCUAAAAGUUAUGAAAAUGAGGGUAUUUCAAAAAGUUCUGAAAAUGAGGGAUUCUCGAAUGUGACCCCAAAUGAUGACAUGGGUUGGUCGGAUGAGGAAGCUAGCCUCUCAGAAGAUGAGAAGGAGGCACAAUCAAGCCAACCUGCAGUGCAGCAGCCCAAACUGGGGGCCAAAGAAAUGGCUGACCUUGAAAAGGAGCUCGAACUCGACCUUGAAAACUUGGACGUCAAUACAGACGGAGUUGAUACAGGGGACACACAGGACAUAGACCUAGAUGAAAACUUAUUGGAAGACUGAUUGGUCAACUAUGCUUGUAGAAGGAAGAGACAUUUUGAUCAUUAUUAGGGAAACAAGUUUUGAAAUUGCAUGACUGUGUUCAUAGAGUGUUUAUGAUUUGAUUUCAAGUUACAUAUGAGGUUUACAAGUGAUGUGAAUCUUUACUUGUGCUUAUUACUAUCUUGUCAGUGCUUAUUGUUUAACUCUCAGUGGGACAAUGGAAUUACAAAUGGUUUGUGAAAAUUUGAGACAGAUGAAUUGUGUUUGAAAUCAUUUCAUUUAGUGCUAAUGUAUGUUUUUAGUUUUGAGGGAACUGAGUGAAUACUGCUUGUGCAAUUGACUGAUACAUAUUGAUUUAAAUUGUUUUAGUGAAGCUUAUACUAAAAUUACAUUUCACGUGUGAGGUAUGGGAAAUUUACCAAACCAAGUUUUUUUCGGCAUUGAUAUAAUUAAAAAAGGCAAGGGUCUAGUUAAAAAUGUUAAGAAUAACUUAUUUUAGUUUCUUAAUAGGUCAGCAUAAAAUAAAACAUUUAUGUAACAACACAUAAUUGUAUUUAUUUCCAUUAUUUGGCAUAAAGUUACCAGUCAUAUUCAAGAUGUAAUAACUAUGUUGUUGAACUAAAACUCUUGAAAGAGCGGGCAUGUUAAGUUACAUUGUAAAUAGUGACAUCACAUUUGCAUGUUUGGAAUAUUCCUAUAUAUGAUACAAUAUGUUGGUAUGAUUUUGUUACAUGUAGUUAUAAUUUGCAAUGCAUACUUUACAUAUAUUGUAUGUGUGAUACAAUCCCGUGCUUGUCAUUGUUAUAAUACAUCUCAAUACUUUCUCCUGUUUUUGGGGUAAAAGAAUAAGAAGCCAUGAUGUUGAAUACCACUGAAUACAAGUAAAAUAUGCGACUUACUGACAUCUAUGUUGAGCAAUGUGGCAAUUGUCUCGGAUGAAUGUUUCAUUAUUCGUGUAGUAUAUAUGAAUAUAUUUGUUAGUUUUUAUCUAAUUAUGAAAUAUUUAAGUUUUGAUCUAAUUAUGAAAAUAUUAAAUAAUAUUGUUGAGUCUUGAAUCCAAAAAAAAGCAUUAUUGCAAUGUGUAUAUUUUUUGGACAUAGCAUGUUUCAGUAAAUUAAAAUAAUGCAUAUAUAAUAUUUCUUACUGACUCAGUAUUGAAUAAGGAUUAAACACUCCUAAGAAAUUACAAAUAAAAUGGUUUGGGGGGGGGGGACAAAGUUUGAAUCAAGCCUGUAUUCAAGCUGUUAUAAUUGAUCAUUUGACCAUAGUUACAGUGUACAUUAUAUUUAUUUGUGUAUAAUGACUAUAAAAAUACAUCACAUGUGAAUGUGAUAUCAUGCAUAUUUUGGCUUCUACUGUAGCAUCAUGAGGAUGGAAAUACUAAAUAAAUUUGAUAAUACAAA